Messenger RNA from Lachancea meyersii CBS 8951, 1638 nucleotides. Lineage: Eukaryota; Fungi; Ascomycota; Saccharomycetes; Saccharomycetales; Saccharomycetaceae. The record is from the annotation of a GenBank genome assembly.
AAACUGGCGAAAACCGAGGUUACAAGCGACCUGGUUAGAUCAGGCGACGCUAGCUAUGAAUCCAGCCGACACCGAUGGAAUUCGGUCAGAAAGUUGCCCAGGCCUUUGGCUGGAAUUGUACGCGAUGUCAAGGACCGGCUGCCGACAUACGUCUCGGAUUGGACCGAUGCUUGGAACUAUCGAGUGAUUCCAAGCGUGAUAGAGACGUAUUUCAACAACUUACUCCCGGCCAUUGCUUUUGCCCAGGAUAUGUUUGACCGCACAAACCACUCCUAUGGAGUCAAUGAGGUGCUGCUGGCCAGCGCGCUGGGUGGUAUCGUUUUUGGAGUGCUCUCGGGCCAGCCGUUGUGCAUCGUGGGCGUCACAGGCCCGAUCGCGAUCUUCAACUAUACCGUCUACGACGUCAUCAAGUCGCUAAACUCAAACUACUUUGGGUUUAUGUUUUGGGUCUGUAUCUGGUCGAUGGUGCUGCACCUCAUACUGGCCGUAAGCAACGCGGUGUGCUUGCUACAGUACGUUACGAAGUUCCCGUGUGAUAUUUUUGGCCUGUUCAUCAAUGUGGUUUAUGUUCAAAAGGGCAUUCAGAUCCUCACCCGUCAAUUUCGUCACGAAGGCUCGCUCGACUUGACUGCCGGAUACGCUAGCAUCGUCGUUGCGCUCAUUAUGACUGCUUUUGGACUUGCGGCCAAGCUUGUGGUUCGGACCCCAUUUUUCAAUAAGAAGCUGCGCACUUUCAUCGCAGACUGUUCCACGGCCCUCUCCGUUGUUUUUUGGUCCGCGUUCACGCAUUUUGGCGGGUACUUCAAUGACGUGCAUUUCCAAAAGCUACCCAUCACCAAAUCCUUCCACCCCACUUCACACCUCAGAGACCGCAGUACGUGGCUUGCGUAUUUCAAGAUCCCGGUUAGAGACGUAUUCAUAGCCCUUCCAUUCGGGAUCAUUCUAACGAUUCUAUUCUACUUCGACCACAACGUAUCGUCGUUAAUGGCGCAGCGAUCCGAAUACAAACUGAAAAAACCGUCCACGUUCCACUACGACUUUGCACUUUUGGGGUUAACUACAGGUGUAAGCGGCGUGCUUGGUAUCCCUGCACCGAACGGAUUGAUACCACAGGCUCCACUCCACACCGAAGCCCUGCUGGUGCGUAACGACAAAGGCCAAGUAACACGAUGCGUGGAACAAAGGUUCACAAACACGUUCCAGGGCCUGAUGAUCCUGGGCACGAUGUCAAGACCGUUACUGGUGUGUCUGGGUGAAAUUCCACAAGCGGUACUUUCGGGUCUUUUCUUCAUCAUGGGCAUCAGCGGGCUUCUUAAUAACGCCAUAAUCGACCGCGUAUGUUUCAUGAUCACCGAGAAGUCCAGGCGUGACAUAAGCAACCCGCUGAAAGACGUGCCUACAAAGAAACUGGUGUUGUUUUUGAGUAUCAGUCUUGCUGGAUUUGCUGCUGAAUUUGCCAUAACAAACACGCGUGGAGCUUUAGGAUUUCCGCUAGUGCUGUUGCUCACCGUAAUCGUGUCGCUAAUUUUCCCCAAUUACUUUCCACCGGAACAAUUGGCCAAGCUGGAUGCCAAAGUCGGAGAAGAGUUUACACUCAAAAACCUAAAAACCACUAAUUUGAAAGAUAGGUCUUUCUGA